Messenger RNA from Pieris napi, 2630 nucleotides. It is a transcript of the gene kat-60L1, whose product is annotated as katanin p60 ATPase-containing subunit A1. The coding region runs from base 137 to 1744 and encodes 535 amino acids. Gene Ontology annotation, cellular component: microtubule cytoskeleton. Gene Ontology annotation, molecular function: ATP hydrolysis activity; ATP binding; microtubule severing ATPase activity. Lineage: Eukaryota; Metazoa; Arthropoda; Insecta; Lepidoptera; Pieridae. The transcript is spliced from 9 exons. The record is from RefSeq and is a predicted model, not a curated record. Gene Ontology annotation, biological process: microtubule severing.
AUUCAGUGUUGGACGCGGACGUACACUCGUAGACUUGCCGUAGACGUGCUACGCUGCUACGAUAUAUUGUUGGGUGCAUUCAUGGCGGGUAUUUUCGUUUUCGUAUUUAAACUUUAAUAUUAUUAAGUUUAAAAUAAUGUCAAACGACGCACAGUCAACAAAAAUGGACGCGGGCUCGUCGCGCUCGUGGUUUCGUAGUGCUGACGAUGUCAAAAUUGAGUUUGGGUUCGGUGUUCCCCUCGGAGCUAUGUCUGCGCAUCCGGCAUUUCAUUCAGCCUGGGAUGUUGGUUGCCCAAGCUCCGGAUUUCAUCACAUGGCCAGAAUGAUGGACCGCAUGAUGGUGGAAAGCAUGCAGCCCUUCGGUUUUGCUCGGGUGAUGAGCACACGCGGUGAUAGAAAGGGUGAUCAGCCACCAAGAGAUGGCCUGAGGUCAGACAGGAGCGAAGCAAGAAGGGAGAGAGCUAAAAAUCCUCAUACACACGUAGGAAAUGGUACCAAACAUCCACCCACGCAAGUUGUUCGCCCGACGCCAGUCAAUAAGUUCCAAGAGACAUCAUUCGACCAAACACAAACCAAACCGACUGAUCCUACCACAGAAAAAUGGGCGACUACGCUUCGUAAGAGAGACCCUGACAUACAGCCAUCGUUACCUUCGAUUGUCACCCGAAAAGCCUCCUCCAGCUCAAUGGGCAGUGGAAGAAAGACCCGGUCAGUUGACAGGGCACCACGAAGACGUCACUUAGUUCCAAUUAAGCCGGUUCAACGGAAGUCAGAUGUGUCUGCUGAUGGUGAUGCAUUACUGGAGCGUGAUGAGAAGGUCUUUGAUGCGACAGGAUACGAAAUUCAUUUAGUGGAAACCCUUGAAAGAGAUAUACUGCAGAGGAAUCCGGAUGUUCGCUGGAAAGAUGUGAUCGGGUUGGAUGAUGCGAAGUCUGUUCUUCAAGAGGCAAUGGUUCUUCCGCUUGUUAUGCCUGAUUAUUUCAAGGGUAUCCGUCGUCCGUGGAAAGGCGUGCUACUCACAGGACCACCUGGGACUGGAAAGACAUUGUUAGCUCGUGCUGUCGCUACCGAGUGCAGAACAACAUUCUUCAACGUGUCCUCUGCUACCCUUACAUCUAAAUACCGUGGUGAUUCAGAGAAACUUGUUCGAUUGCUUUUUGAUAUGGCCGCCUUCUAUGCUCCAAGCACGAUAUUUCUAGAUGAAGUGGAUUCGCUGUGUGCGGUCCGCGGUGCUGAUUCUGAACACGAAGCCUCUAGACGUUUCAAAGCUGAACUGCUCAUACAAAUGGAUGGACUCGCUGCUCCAUUUAAUCAAGACAAAGUGGUGAUGGUCCUGGCCGCAACCAACCACCCGUGGGACAUCGACGAAGCCUUCAGGCGACGAUUUGAGAAGAGGAUAUAUGUAGGCCUUCCUGAUGAAUCGACAAGAGUAAAAUUGCUGAAACUAUGUCUCCGAGAGGUGGCGCUAUCUGAUGAUGUAAAUCUUCCUGAUCUCGCUGUUAAUUUGGAAGGCUACAGUGGAUCUGACAUUUGCAAUUUAUGCAGAGAUGCCUCGAUGAUGACAAUGCGGCGAAAGAUCGCCGGUAAAACUCCUGAAGAAAUUCGUCGCUUUAAGCGCUCUGAGCUGGAAGCUCCAGUCUCCAAGACGGAUUUAGAAACCGCUGUAGAAAAAACCAGACGCACAGUCACUCAGGCUGAUGUAGCGCGAUACUCAUCUUGGAUGCAGAAGCAUGGUUGCUCCUAGCGACGCGCUAAAGCGCUUAAAGCGCUUCUUCGACUUAUGAAGACCUCAUAAACUGUGUCUAUGUUUGCUUCGGUUACCAUAGCAACGAUAGAAUCGCCCUCGUAACAGUUACUUUUACUAAAGAUUGUCACAUCGUGAUUGGCUUUAAAAGAAUUAAUAUAAUUGAAUCGGAAAAUAUAUUUGAGACAAAGACAAAAAUCAUAAUUCUUUGAAAUUUCUCUUGUAAUUAAAGCAACAUGGCAACAUUCCAUAACUACGGACAAGCUUUUUGUUUUCCACUUAAUGUAAUUGACUCCAUACAUAAUUUAAUUACAAAUAUUGUGAAUCACAAAUGUUUAUAAAAACCUUAAAGUGUUGCUAUGGUAACCGUUAACAUUCCAGAUAUUUUAACAUCAUAUAAAACAAUUUCGAUAGCAUCUCGCUCAAAAUCGUUUGAAAUAGUUAUGACGUUGAGGUCUUCGAAAGUGUAAACAGUGAAAAAGGACGCAAUUUGGUUGACGACAAAAUGUCGGGUAUUUAGGGAGUUUAUAUGGUAAAGCUUUUGAUAAAUGUGUUAACAGAUAAUAAACAAAUUGUGUGAAUGUUGUGACUGUUGUGAAUACUUUUAUAGUAGUUUAACUAUGUACUUUAUAUUAACAUAAAAAUUGUAAUUUAUAUGUUUAUUCUUCAUCUAAUAAAAUGGGUUUCUCAAUUCAUUAAGAUUAUAUGGAUUAAAUUAAUAUAAAACUAUAUAUUAUAUUAGUAAUUGCAAAACUUCUAGUGCGAACUGAAGAUGUAUUAAAGCUACUCGUAAAGCCUUUAAAGUAAGAUUCAGUUUGAAUUUCCACUCACAGAAGUAAUGCGAUUACAACUACAUUUAAUGGAAAUAAAAGUCACUUCUAUAAAA